AUGGGUCCUAAGGUGUCUUGUGUGGUACUUGCAGCGUGCCUGGUGCUGGCAGGAGCGGAGUACAGGAACGAUGGAGGCUUCGUGCCGAGUUUCCAGAGGACUGAGGACCAGCUUGCAGAACCUUCAGCCAGGAUCGAGAAAAACCGAGAUGAGAGAGACAACCAGGCUGACAGAACGCAGAGAUUUGGCAUAUCCUCGUAUGGAAGCACUGGGGGUGGUAGCUACGGCAGCACUGCUCCGGGACUUUACGGACCAGUGAAGAUAGAUCUAGGAGGAGUGCUCAUAGGAUCUAUACUGGGCUUUGGAGCUGUCAUCAUCCUACCUAAGAUCAUCCACGCCUUGUCUUACAGCUACGGCGGAGGAUACGGGCGAAGUCUGGACACCGACUUUGGACAAGUAUCAGAAGUGUUUGGUAAAAUCGAUGAGAUGUUGAGCAGAUACAACGUGGACUCGACGGCUUGUAUGCAGCGGCUGGCAUGUUCCUACGUGCAGUUGGCUAACGAAAACAUGAUCAGCGGUAACGCCACGGACUUCGAUGUUUUAUUGUCUUCGUUGUCCAAUAACACUUUAGUCCGUCGUAUGCUGGACGGUACGGCAGUGUUCGACGCGGUGUCAGCAGGACGGUUGCCAGACUCGGACUGCCACGAACUCUACCACAAAUGCAAACUAGACAAGAAGACAGUCGUCAAAAUGCUCACUCAACUCGUGCCCUCAUAG
This is a messenger RNA of Spodoptera littoralis (African cotton leafworm), 717 nucleotides long. NCBI's taxonomy places the organism in Eukaryota, Metazoa, Arthropoda, Insecta, Lepidoptera, Noctuidae. The record is from the annotation of a GenBank genome assembly.